Messenger RNA from Neoarthrinium moseri, 1923 nucleotides. RefSeq lists its product as uncharacterized. The transcript has a single exon. The record is from RefSeq and is a predicted model, not a curated record. Lineage: Eukaryota; Fungi; Ascomycota; Sordariomycetes; Amphisphaeriales; Apiosporaceae. Gene Ontology annotation, cellular component: spliceosomal complex. Gene Ontology annotation, biological process: spliceosomal complex disassembly. Bases 1 to 1923 code for a protein of 640 amino acids.
AUGUUCACGCUACCAGAUAACCCCUACGAAAUCCUCGGCGUUUCCAAGAAUGCACAGGUUCCAGAGAUCCGGUCGGCGCACCGGAAACUGGUGCUCAAAUGCCACCCGGACAAGGUAGCGGACCCAGCGCAGAAGGCCGCCAAGCAGGAGGAGUUCCAGAAGGUGCAGAAGGCAUAUGAGAUGUUGUCGAAUGAGAGCGAGCGGCAGAAGUACGACGACAUGGUGCGCGCAAAUGAGAUGGAGAAGGAGAACGCAGAACGCCGCCGACAGCGCGAUCGCGAGUUCACCCCAGGACGCACCCCGCCCCGGUACGACUCGGAUUACGCCCGGAGUCCGCACUACACGGUCCACGUCAAGGAUUCCGGCUCCUUCACGGUGCGCACGGCAGAGCCGAAGCCUGGUUUCGUCAAGUCGUCCACAUUCCCGGCCACCCACGGCAGCAAGAGCCCGUACACCAGCACACGCACCCCGCCCCGGUCGUUCGAGGACAACAUCAACUACAGCAGCUAUGAGGAGGCGCCCCGUGACUCGCGGCGGUCAAGGAAAACGUCGGUCGUCUACGACGAGAAGUCAUCGUCGAGGCAAGACGAUGAGAGGCGCAGGAGGAAGAAGGAGAAGGAGGACGAAGAGUGGGACCGUGCCCAGGAGAAGGCGGCCCGGAGGAAAGAGCAGGAGAAGAUGGAGAGGCGAGAGCGAGAGAGAAAAGAUGAAGAACGCCGCGAAAAGGAGCGCAAGAAGGAGGAGAAGCGGAGAGUCGAGAAGGUCCGUGAUCAGGACCGCAAACGCGACGGCGAGGAGAAGCGCUCACGCCACAAGACUCCCUACGUCGAGGAAGAUGAGCCCGUCAUCCUCAACGUUGCACCGCCGCCCUCCAAGUCCGACAAGAAAUCCAAGUCAAGCAGCCGCGUCAAGGAAACCGUGCGAGAGGUACGAGAAGUGCCGGCCGCUUCCGCACGUGAUGUCAAGCACUCCCAAACCCUCGAGUUUGCCGCGCAGUACCUGGACCGGAGCCGGAGCAAGGUUGCCCCUGGACUUGCUCGCGCGCAGACUUACCACUACAAUGUACGCAGUGCAUCGCCGCCGCCGCCGCCUGCCGUUGCCACACCGCCUCCCGCAGCUCAGAACGUGGCUCCACCCCCGCCGGGCCCAUUCCCCAAGCAGUUCUACGAGGAGGAGGACGACGAGCCCAUCCGGCGCUCGUCCGCCCGCCGCCGCAUGUCUCACGAUACGCCUCGCACCGUGAAGGAGAAGACGUCGUCGUCCUCCCAUAAGAAAUCGAGCUCUACCAGGGAGCCCGAGUAUGUCCCCGAGCCUAGCCGGCCAGUGCCGUCUUUCAAGAAAUCGGCAACAAUGCCAACGUCGUAUCAACAAGGCACACCUCCCAGCGUUCCCGAAUCGCCUCCGCGGGUCUCUCGGUCUCACACCGAGCAAUACCCGCGCCCUGGGCCUGGGCCUAUGCCGACUAUGACCCGCGCCCAGACCUGGAUGCCCGGCGACGUAGACGAUCCCCGGGAACGCAGUCGCUCCAGACAUGCACGUGCGUUCGUAGAGGAGGACUCUGAGGAGGAGCCACCCCCGCGCCGGUCAAGACGACACCGCUCGCCGGAUGAAAUACCUCGCGGAGGAGGGCAGCCCAGCACAUUCCGGUACACUGUCGCAAACGGCAAGACCGUCCGGUCGAGUGGGUAUCGCGAGGAGUCGCCCACGGGCCGCAAGAGCAACAAGCACUAUUACAUGCCCCCUGAGGCAAACACCGGCAGGCCCAUGGCGUAUCGUCCUGCGAUGCCCAGUCAUGACAGCUACGGCGGUUCCAAUCGGUUCUUCAGUACUGUCAAGACUGCGCCGGCUUACACCCCUGACGACGUUGCUUAUGGUGAGGUUCCUCACGCAGCUUACCGCGACCCAGUCUUUAGCCAUGGCUAG